This is a messenger RNA of Acaromyces ingoldii, 2330 nucleotides long. RefSeq lists its product as hypothetical. The record is from RefSeq and is a predicted model, not a curated record. NCBI's taxonomy places the organism in Eukaryota, Fungi, Basidiomycota, Exobasidiomycetes, Exobasidiales, Cryptobasidiaceae. The transcript has 5 exons. The coding region runs from base 187 to 2223 and encodes 678 amino acids.
UUUAUUGUAGUGGGGCCAAGUAUUGUCUAGGUCAGCACGGCUCAGAAUGCCCCCCACGCGGACCAUCAACGAAGACAUCGUACCCCCACCGCCAUCGUCGUUGGAGGUGCGAGUGCAGCUCGAGGCCAGCACUGGGGGGAUAAAUGGUGCCAGCUCUUGCGUUCAGCCACAACAAAGGUAACGACGAUGCCUGUCCCACUUGCUGACAUCUGCCACUCGAGCGAUCCCGCCACUCGUGCGGGCUGCUUCAAGCUAGCAGCAGCCCUCAUCGCGGCCCUGCUGCCCCGCCUCUCGCCCGGCCGCGCGCGGCUGCUUCUGGGUAACACGGGCACCCACUAUGACGAGACGGCCGCUGAGCUCGAGGGCUACUCGCGCGCACUCUGGGGCGUCGUGCCGCUCCUGGCCGGCCACCGCGCCGAGACGAGCGGCGUCGACGCGGCCCUCAUCGCCCAGAUCGAGUGCGCCUGGAGGGACGGCCUCAUCAAUGGCACCGACCCAGCCCACGCAGAGUACUGGGGCGCCGUGCGCGACCGUGAUCAGCGCAUGGUCGAGAUGUGUGCCAUCGGCUUUGCCCUGACGAAGCUCCCUGGCGUCUUCUGGGAGCCCCUCACUUCGCAGCAGCGCGAAAAUGUCGCGCGCUGGCUGGGCGACAUCAACGGACGCGAAAUGCCACGGACAAAUUGGCGCUGGUUCCGCGUGAUGGCCAACAUCGGCCUGCGCACCGUGGGCGCGUCGACGUACAGCGCCGAGGUGCUGUAUGCGGACCUCGACUUCAUGGACACCUUCCACGUAGAGCGUGGCUGGAAUGCAGACGGUCCUGUCGAAGAAGGUGUCAAGCAGAUGGACUACUACAGCGCCUCCUUUGCACUUCAGUUCGCCCCCCUGCUGUACGUGUGCGACGAGGUGGCGCAGCGCGACGACGCGGCCCGCUGCCAGCGCUUCCGAAAGCGCGCGGCCCAAUUUGCAGAAGACUUUGUCUGCUGGUUUGAUGACGCGGGCCGCGCCGUGCCGUUUGGGCGAUCCAUGACCUACCGCUUCGCCAUGGUCGCCUACUGGCCCGCACUGGCCUAUGCCGGCCUCACCGAUGCCGCCGCCAAGCCGCUCAACAACGCCGGCGUCACCAAGGGCAUCUGGGCCCGCAACAUCCGCUGGUUCAUCGGCCAGCGCGGUGUCCUCCGCGACGAUGGCACCUUCUCAAUCGGCUACACGUACGAGAACCUGUUCCUGACGGAGAAUUACAACUCGCCCGGCUCGCCCUACUGGGCCUUUCUCGCCCUUCUGCCCCUCGCCUUGCCCUCGACUCACGCCUGGUGGCGCAGCGAGGAAAAAGCACUGCCGAGCAGUGAGCUGCCGUCGAUCAAGGCACUCAAGCCGCCGGGUCACAUUGCCAUCCGCCACGGUGGAAAUCAUGCCUACGUCCUCUCGGCGGGUCAGCAGCCCGCCUACAGGAUGCGCCACGGCGCGCAAAAGUACUGCAAGCUGGCGUACUCGUCUGCCUUUGGCUACAGCGUGCCCACGGGUGCAUCGGGUGACGAGCAGCACGCACUCGACAGCACCUUUGCUCUCUCCGACGACGGUGGUGAGACGUUCAAGGUGCCCCGCCAGCUGCGCUCUGCACACCUCGACGAGGCGCGUGGCUGCCUCACCUCGUCGUGGAUGCCCUGGCCGGGCGUCCUCGUCGAGACGUGGCUCGUCGCACCCGCGCCCUCGUCACUCGCCUGGCACGUCCGUGCCCAUCGCGUUACCGUGACGGACGCGGCGGCAAAGACGACGGUGCCCGCCGCGCUGCUCAUCUCUGACGGCAGCUUCGCCGUCUCUGACCGCGCACAGCAGGGCGAGAAGAGGAGGCUCGAGCAGCGCGACCAGGUGGGCGCCGACAGCAUUUACACGUCCUCCUCGACGGCCUUUGUCGCUUCUCACAAAGGCGCCGUCGGCAUCCGCGACAUCACGCUCGGAAGCGCCUCUGAGAGCGACAAGCAGCGCACGCAGGGCGUCGUCGUCCCCGUCGAUGCCUCCUCCAACAUCAUUGCCCCACGCACGAGCGUCGCCUGCCUGCAGAAGACUCUCGCGCGCGCUCCCGGCGCCCGCCACAUCCUCGUCUCGGCCGUCUUUGCCAUGGUGCCGCGUGACGACACCGUGGGCCUAUCCACCGAUGAGAUUCGUAAGGCAUGGGAGGUAGACGUAGAAGUGCCCAAGUGGCUCGAGGAGGCCCUUUCGGCCUGAGAUGUCCUUGAUUGCUCUGCAUCAAUACAUGACAGGUCAACCGGAUGUACACCUUUCUUUAUCAUCUGUUCCUGCGCCAAUCCUAUCACCACUUUGCCAAGACCCCG